AUGGUGGAAGUCAUCUGGGAUCGAGAUCCCAUUGCGGACAUUCGAGCAUCCAAAAUUGCGGCUGCGUCGUCCGUGCCGAGUCAAUCCCAAUCGCUCCCAGCUCCGCCGCGGUUCGAAGCUUGUGCGUCGACCGCAUCGUUAUUUCUCUACGCACAGGGAUCCGCGAUUCUAUGUCUCCACCAUGACACUUUAGCCCUGGAACGUCGGUUUGAGAGCCACAAGGAUAAUGUCCAGUUCAUCUCUGUGGAUAAUGUUAGUGAGCGCGGCUCAGGGAGGCUGGUGGUUAGCUACGAUGCGAGUAAGACGGCAGUGAUUUGGGACCUGUUCACGGGAAGCGUCAUUGCACGGUUUGCGUCGUUUGAGCCGUUGAAGACUGCGUCGUGGAUGAAGAAUGGCAACGUAGCUUUUGGAAACGAAAAAGGUGAAGUGAUCUUGUUUGAACCUACCACUUCAGACAAUGUCUCCUGCCGUACCAUCUUCGACCCGAUCACCGUGUUAGCGCCAGCGGCUGAUUGUCGGACUUAUGCCAUUGGGUACCAAAAUGGGUCGAUAUUGAUUGCGACGCUGUUGCCGACGUUUAACAUCCUGCAUACUAUGACAACCUCUCGGGGGCCGUCACCGAUAGUCUCAAUAGCAUGGCACGCAUCGUCGUCGAAACAAAAGUCCGAUAUGCUGGCGACUAUGUCUGCCAAUGGAGACCUCAGAGUGUGGAGUGUUGCAAAGCCUCCGGGGAAGGAGACCCCGCGAGUUAUCCGAGUAUUGAAGAGGUCCGAUGUUUCCUCACCGUCAGACCCUAAGUGGAUGGCCUGGUCAAAGAAUGGGAAAAUUAUACAGUAUUUGGAUGGUGAAACAUGGGCCUGGGACGUGAAAACAAAGCAUAUCAGUUACGAGCCGAUUCCAACUAUCGACAACCCCCUUGGUAUCGCCAACUAUGGACCUACCGCAACCCUCUUCACGCUCGGACCUCAUUUCACUGUCCAGCAAUAUGACUUGGAAAACCCAGCAAUGGUGGCCAAUGUACAGCACGCCCCGACAAACUCCAUGACUUCAGCAUUGGACCAGAUGAGAGCUCGGACAAAAUCUCCGCCGGCCCUGCAGGGUCCGCCGGAAAUGCGGGAAUCGGGCAGCCCAUACUCAUCCAGACGUCGCACACCCUUUGAUUCCAAUGGCAUCGACGCUGUAAGGCAGCAGCGCGAACAGCGAAGUAGCCCUGGUUCAUCUCGUGGGCGCGCCGCAUCCGUUAGCUCCAAAGCUUCCUCGGACAAAUACAAGCCUUCGUUUUCACCACCGGCCAGGUCAGCGCACACUGCAACCUCCUUCUCCUUAACAUCGGCCGGCGGAGGCAGAGAGACUCCCCAGCCAUCUUACACGUACGCUUCAUCGAUUUCGAUGUCAUCAGCCAAGAGCUCUCGCGCUGGAUCACGCCUGAGGAAUGAGGUUCAAUUCAGCCCGGCGGACAAAAAUGUCGACUUGUUCCCGUUUACGCGUGCACGAUUGAAUGAUGUCCCCUAUCGGACGCAACAGCCGCUUAAUGAAUCUCGCAUGAUGCCUGAUGAAUUGCGCCGACAGAUGCUGAGCAUGGUCUUUGGAUGGGAUGGUGACAUUGAGGGACUGAUCAAGGACGAGUUAUACCGCCACCCUCCAGGCAGCCCAGCAGCAAUCCUCUUAGGACAGUGGAUUGACGAAUCGGAUAGUGACCAUAUGGUUUCAAUGCUCAGUGCUGGCCCGGCGUCUGUUGGUGACUGGAUGUUACUAGCUCUGAGCCAGAUGAACGGCCAAUCCCAGGCAAACAAAGUCGGUCAAGCCUUCGUGCAGAAAUUGCUUGAGCUUGGCGACGUCCAUACCGCGGCCACGGUGUUGGUCGGGCUUGGGGAUAGGAAUGAUGCUAUCGAAGUUUACGUGUCGCAGCAUUACUACAUGGAGGCAAUUUUGAUGACUUGUCUCGUGAUGCCAACCGACUGGCAGCGCCAGUCAUACCUUGUUCGACGAUGGGGAGAGCACGUUGUCGCGCACUCACAGCAACAACUGGCUAUUCGCUGCUUUAUGUGUACGGGCGUGGAGCCUGCGGAUCCAUGGGCCUCCCCGGCCGCCCAUCAAGCCAACUUUGGAGAAAUCAUGCCUGGAAUGUCGGCCCUUACCUCACCGGAGCCGAGCCCUGCUGGCUUUCUACACCCCAAUUCCUCUUCCACAGGUAACAGGCAGCCGCUGGGAGCGCCAUCGCUGAAGUUGAUCACCAAGUUUGACGGACAAUCAAACAGCCACUCACGCUUCCCUGGCCUUGUGUCUGAUGACAGGACCCCGACAAAUGCGCCGGGCAUUACGCCGAUCGCGGACGUUGCGGCCAUCUCACCUAGUAGCUUUGGGUCGUCCAAGUUGAACAAUAUCCAGAGUCUCAACAACGCGAUGAAUUCCAGGACUGGGACACCAGGGUUCCCCAAACAGCGUCUGCCGUCCAUCGGAGAGACACCCGUGGAUGUACACCCGCCUACAUUCCUCUUCAACGAGCCCAAGAAACUGGUCGAUUAUAGCUCCACGUCUGAGAACGAGGACACCAGCCAAAGUCAACCGCAAGAUUCAGAGGAGGAGGGCCUUGGCCUACUGACCUCUGCGCGAUACGACCCAGAAGAUAGCCAAAAGCCGACUCCCAAAACAGCGGUCCAGGCGUCUGCAGACAAAUGGGCGGCUAUUAAAGGCCUGCCAUCUCCAACCCCCGGUGUAUUUGAGGCUCUGAGAGAGCGAUCGGAUAGUCGUCUGAGUGGCAGAGACCGCAAACCUGACAGUCUCCAGCUUCAUUUAACGUCUGAGGAUUCUUCUCACGACGAAGGUCAGAACACCGGUGGCUCCUUCGCAGCAAGCUUCAGAAGCGGGCUUUCCACAGGCAAUAGCUUGAGCACGGCUAAAAGCCCUAGUGUCAGCGGGCGGAGUAUCGACCAGUACAUCCAUAGCUUGGAUGAGGCAAGUUACCACUCGCGAAAGCAUUCCGGGCACCGCCGUCCGAGGCGGAAUACGGAUGAUUCCAUCGAUAUAACCACGCGCAAGUCGAAGUCAAGAACGGCGUCUCAAGAUACGGCCCGUGGAAGGAAUGAGAAGCGUCAUAUACCACCUGCAAAACGCUCGCCUUCGUCUCCAGUUCCUAUGUCACCGGAGGAGGUGGCACAAUACAGUACCCAAGCGAGAUCGAAGGGUCGUAGUACAAGUCGAGUGCGCAAGCCACGGUCCAGGAACUCCUCUGAACGGCGUCACAAUCGCUCUAUCAGCCGAAACACUGCUAGCCGGCUUGAUACGACUGAAUCUAACCGUGGCCGCAGCAGUGACAGGCAAGGCCUGCGCAAUACUUCCCCACCAUCCCCGGUUCCCAUGACUAACCCGGAGGACGCCCUCAAAUUCGUGGCAGGCGAUAGGGAAAGGAGAAGCCGUCAGCGAAGCCGUAGCCGUCGCCCGUCUGCGUCGAGACGUGAGGGGUCUACUGAUGACCGACGUACUCGACAGGGUUCGAGGAAUCGCGGGGAGUCUGCUUCGAGGCAGGCAGGAGAUUAUGAGACGAACCAGACGAAUGAAUCUGUUACUUCUGUGAACCCGCAGGAAGCUGAGAUCAAGCCCGAUUCGGAUGUUGCCAAUAUACCAGCUCCGAUUUUGUCCCCAGCUGAAAUACGAAGGAAAGAACUUGCUGCUGCUGAGCUCGAGGCACGGCGUCUCUCGCUCGCGCGUAACCCUUCUGCACCGAACAUCCCCUUCCCUGGAGAAAUACAUCAUUACCGGGGUAUGGCAAGCCCCCCUCUUCUUUCUAGCCAAUCGUUCACACCUCGAACGCCUGGACGGACUACGAUCCCUCCCAGCAAGACAUCGCCAGAUUAUCAAAGUAGCUCCGACUCAAACUCCUCGAGAUCUGACGCGCCUCUAGGGCUCCCUGCGACACCUCGUGCAAUGCGUCACCCGAAGUAUAGCGGCUCUUCCGACACAGAACUAGUGCCUCCCCCGCCGCCGCCGCCUCCACCACCCCCUCCGUCGGCCCCUCUACAGAACGAUUCAGCACCGCUCCUACUGAGCAGUGCAAGGUAUGAAGGGGAAUCCGAGCCAAUCCCUCGCUCAAUGUCAGUCCCGGCUAUGGACAUGCAACCUCCGACUCGUCGACCGGACAUGCCACUGCAUCCCCACUUCAACCCCAAUCUCCCUCGAAGCCGCUCCUCAGACCGGCGCCAGCGUCACGACAGUUCCCGUGAAGUUUCCCCUAUAGCCCCCAGUGGGAACUAUAAUUUCGGCUCCUCCCCCGUCACUGUGAGCAUCGAAGAAGCAAUGGAAAAGGCCAUGCCGCCUAUCCUCCCGGAAUUGCAACACCUCAACAUGAACACUCCGCCACCGCCGCCACCCCUUCCAGCAGUCUCAAUGGCCCCAGGAUCCCACCGCGAAUCCUCAGGAACGAUCGAUAUUGCCAUCGACAACGAGAAUCUCGGCCGCCUGCUGCCGCGCGCUAUGACUGCCGGACCGGCUCUCAGCACGAACGCUACCACCGAAUCUAGACCGCCGAUGGGCCGCCGCAUGUCGCUUGAGCAUCGCAGAAACCGCAGCGUGAACGAGUCAUUCUCGUCGAAGAUUCGCAACUUGGCUAGGCGGAGUAGUCGGGGCUCGGAUGCAUGGGGAUCGUCAUCGUCUGGCCCUGGCGGACUUUCUAUCUCUGGACCGACGCUCGAGGGGCAUUAUUCGUAUGAUGGUGCUCCGGGUGAUGCUGAGGGCCGUAUCUAG
Messenger RNA from Aspergillus versicolor CBS 583.65, 4740 nucleotides. RefSeq lists its product as uncharacterized. The coding region runs from base 1 to 4740 and encodes 1579 amino acids. Gene Ontology annotation, molecular function: transcription factor binding. Lineage: Eukaryota; Fungi; Ascomycota; Eurotiomycetes; Eurotiales; Aspergillaceae. Gene Ontology annotation, cellular component: nucleus. Gene Ontology annotation, biological process: positive regulation of transcription by RNA polymerase II. The record is from RefSeq and is a predicted model, not a curated record. The transcript is spliced from 5 exons.